This is a messenger RNA of Ceratina calcarata, 6750 nucleotides long. RefSeq names its product DENN domain-containing protein Crag (gene Crag). Gene Ontology annotation, biological process: regulation of Rab protein signal transduction. Gene Ontology annotation, cellular component: cytoplasmic vesicle. Bases 609 to 5408 code for a protein of 1599 amino acids. The record is from RefSeq and is a predicted model, not a curated record. The transcript has 19 exons. Gene Ontology annotation, molecular function: protein binding. Lineage: Eukaryota; Metazoa; Arthropoda; Insecta; Hymenoptera; Apidae.
AAUAGUUGGUAUGACACAUAACCUAGAAAUAUUUAACUUUCAAAACGACUUGUGGAUGGGAAACGUUUUGUUGUGAUUAUUAUGUAAAAUACAUGCGACCCGCCAGGAAACGCUUGAGCGCUAUUUUAAUUUCUUUGACUUAAUAUCUAUUCUCGAAUCGUUCUCGUUAACUGGAAAAUAAUUAAAAACAUAAUUGUGUAUUUCAUAACUCUCUGCAUUUAGAAGAAAACUCAUGUACAACUUAAAUCAGCAUGUGUUUGAUUCUACAUUCCUAACAAACACGUUCGUUAGCAGAAUAAAUGUGAACAUUGUAAAUAUACGAAGAAAUAUAUUCUUCUCGUCCACGUUUAAGUUUUAUAUUUGUACAGAGUGAGAUAACCUUGGGAAGUUUCAGAUAAAGAUUUAAGUUGGAAAAUGUUGAAUGAUUGGAGUAAACAUACUUUUUGAAAGGAUGUUUUGAUGCAAAAUAGCUUCCUUAAAUGAUUUUAUUAUACAGACACAAUGAUUUUAAUCAAAAUGGGACAAUAGAUAUUUCAAAAUACAUCAGAGAGCACAAGCAAGGAUUUUUCAAUGCCAUGUAAAGAACUGUUGUGUCAUUUAAAGUAAUCAUGGAUGAAAGGAGGGUAGUGGAUUAUUUUGUCAUUGCUGGUUUACCUGGCCAAGACAGUGAUUUCGAUAAUGAUAAUGAGACUAAUGAAAAAUUAGAGGAUUGGUAUCAGGAAGGAACACACGUGAAAGAUAUGAACAUGAAACCUCCUAUUACCGAUCUUGCCAUAAUAUUCCCAGCAUUAGGUGAAAAAUGUCCAGAAGGAUACGUGUUGUUAGAGCAAACUGUAACAGGCUUUCCCGCUGACCUAAAUCAUGGAAGUUUAAGAACAAACGAAUGUUUUUUGUGUUAUCGGCGAGGUCGUGACAAACCACCAUUAGUCGACAUAGGUGUAAUAUAUGAUGGCAAGGAACGUAUAAUGCAAGAUGCCGAAAUGAUAUUAGAAACUCCAACUGGACAUUCGGCUAAUGUAAAUAACUCAACAGCGAAAAUAUUUGUCACAUAUAGACGCGCGAGUCGUAAAAUGCCGUGUAAUUCGUUGGUUGUCACUGACAUUUGCGUAAUACUGAUGAACAAGGGAGAAACUCCCCCGCACGCGUUUUGCAUUAUCAAUAAAAAUUUGAACAAAGGCAUGCUGGGCAGCGAUGUAUACUUGUGUUACAAAAAGUCAAUGAACCGGGCGAAUUUAAUAUCGUUUAAGCCCGCAAUAUUGUACAAAUAUCCUACAGGCGAUUACAGUAGCUUCGUAUUCCCAAAUUCCGUGGCGAUGUUCUGUUUGCCAAUGGGAGCGACGAUAGAAUGUUGGCCGAAAGUCGCUUGCAAACCUAAGCCAGUGUUCUCGACGUUCGUUUUGACAGUUGCCGAUGCAGCUCAAAAAAUAUAUGGAUCGGCGAUAACAUUUUACGAAGAAUUAGAAUUAAAAUUGGAUAUUUCAAAUUUCAAGGAGAAUCAACAACCAACCGAUGUACUCAUGGAGAACAUGAAAAAUUCUGUCGAACACGCUGAAAUCGACUAUCAGCAAUUGAAAAUGAAAACAUACAAGCAGUCUGGAAUACUUAAGAAGCUGACUGCAGCGCAGUUGGAAAAAUUGCAAUACACGAAUCCCGCGACUCAAUCGUUGAACAUCAGUAAAUCUAUUUGCAUUCUGUCUCACUGGCCGUUCUUCGACACGUUUGAGAAAUUUUUAGUUUUCUUACACAGCAUGUGCGACAACAAACCGCAACAAGUUCCUAUCGAGAAAUAUAUAGCAUAUUUUUUGUACGACAUACCGUUUCCAAGUCCACAGAGACCAAGAAUUCUCGUCCAGUUAAGCUCCAAGAACAGGUUGAUUUUGACUCAACCGGAAGACUUGGCGUUACCUAGAUCCGGUGCCAGUUUCCGACAGUUACUCAUCAAUCUGGGACCCGAUAAUUGUUUAUUCAUACUGUUGUUAAUCCUUACCGAACAAAAGAUACUUGUACAUUCGUUACGUCCUGAUGUCCUCACGUCAGUCAGCGAAGCUAUUGCCAUGAUACUAUUCCCGUUUAAAUGGCAAUGUCCGUAUAUACCGCUGUGUCCUCUUGGAUUGGCCGAAGUUCUACAUGCUCCAUUGCCGUUUCUGAUAGGUGUAGACUCCAGAUUCUUUGAUUUAUACGAUCCACCCGCAGACGUUAAUUGUGUAAAUUUAGACACAAACAAUAUAGCACUUUGCGAAGAUAAGAAAUACUUGCUUGUGAAAUUAUUACCAAAGAAAGCUGCGAGACAGCUCAGAAAUUGGCUGGAGCAUCUUUAUUCGAAGUUGAUCUCUUUAGGAAAAAGUUAUUCAUCUAUGAAAGACAUGGACGACGAAGAAUUUAGUGUGGAUAAAGAAUUUCAGCAGAAACGGAAAGAACAAGCUUUAGAACUCGAGAUACAGGACGCUUUUUUAAGAUUUAUGGCUACGAUACUUAAAGGAUAUCGUACUUUCUUAUUACCGAUCACAAAAGCGCCAACAGUCGGCACUACUGAUCCAACUAGUUUAUUUAACAUAGAUGCAUUUCUCAGAAGUCGAGAUAAGGCUCACGCGAAGUUUUAUAAUAUGUUAGUGAAAACACAAAUGUUUAUAAGAUUUAUAGAGGAAAGAAGUUUUGUGUCUGAUAUGGACAUGGCAGGUUUAGCCUUUUUUGACGAAUGCACCGAACGUAUCGAAGAAGAAAAUGGUAAGACGACUGUAGUUAAACGAAAUAUCACACAUUUUGUGUAUUUAAAUAUGUAUGUUCCAGUGCCUCUAUUGGAAUUGGAUGAAUCUCAACAUAGCGAACGGACAGUAUUUAUACCUCCGCCCGAUCCUGGUCCAAAUCAAUCGCCGGUAGUAUAUCGCACAUUUAAAUUGAAUCCUGAUCUGAUAAGACCACAGAAAAAUUUCACUAUACGAAAUCCGAAUUUAAGUGCCUUCGGAAUAGUACCGGGAAGUCCUAUGGCACGUAGAACGAAGCACGAAAUAAAGGUAGCCCAAAGGAUGGCACGUAAACAGGCAGCGAUGCCAGACAGAUGGGGUAGAUGUCUACUGGGAACCUGUUACAGCCUUUGGUUUUUGCAUCUACCAGCGAUGUUGCAAGUCUCCAGUCAACCUGCUGCGAUUUUACACCAAGCCUACGAUCUGCUGGUUAAAAUGCCGAAGCUGCAUCUCGAUCCUAUCGAAGAAGUAUGCUACAGAGCUAUGAUGCAGCUAUGCGGCGUUUACGGGCAGCCCGUUUUGGCUGUGAAAUUAUUAUUCCACAUGAAACGUAGCGGCGUUCAACCAAACGCUCUUACAUAUGGAUUUUAUAAUAAGGCUGUACUCGAAGCAACUUGGCCAUCAGACAUGACAAACUCGAGCCAGCUGAUGUGGAAUAAAUUAAGAAACGCUAUAGUCGGUGCAGCUUUGUUUAAAAGAGCUGGUAAAAGAAGCGCCAGGAGGAGAUUAAGUUCGAACGCGGAAUUAUUGUCGGUCGAUGGAAAGAUCGCAAGUAUGGAGCAUGCAUUUUCUAGAUCUAGCCUCGACAGUUCUCACUCUCAGGACACGGAAGCCGCCAGCCACAGCGAUUCUACUAAGGCGAGUUCUGUCUCAGAUCUCCCAGAAUACGGACCUUUCGAAAUAAAGAAACUUCCUCGACAAAAUAGCAUCGUUAAAGAUUCGGUAUUAAAUGCUUUACAAACGGAAGAGUUCGAAAAUUUAACUCAAAGAGUAAUUCGGAAUGUAGACUCGCCGUUAAAAAGUCCUGUUCGUACACCAGUCACGGAAAAUGAUCCCUUAGGCGCUUUAAUUAACGACGAUAAUACACCUAUCGUUUCACCUUCCGAGGAGAAUGAUUCAAAUUGCUCGACGAGCACUUUGACUGUUCUUAACAACGUCGAGGAUCGACCGGGAGGACCCCUUUUAUUCCGCAGUAACGUCUUGCCUCGCAGUGCAACUUUCCAUCAAACAGUAGACGAAACGGGCGUAACGAUAGGCGGCCAGUUACAAAGAAGUGAAACUAUGCCACAUUCAGUCGCACAGCAAGGUGAACAAGACAAAGAAAGAGAGAGAGUAGAAAUAAGUAGCAGUCUUUGGUCACAGAAGGACAGUGUUACCUCGAGUCUUUCAAGUUUAGGUUCCAGUUUGAAAUUAAGUUUUGGUCCUACCAGUCUUACAGGGAAGAAAUCGAAUGAAAUAAUACUCGGUGGUUUGAGCAGCUUGAAAUCUGCUGCUACGACAGUGGUAAAGAAGUUCGAUGAAAUUAAAGAAGCUAUUUCCGCGACUAGUACUCCUGUAAAAUUGAAGGAACGCGAAUACAGAAUGUCGCACGGAGCAUCCCACGAAUCACUGGAUUCCAUGACAGAUGGUUCUUUGCAAGAUAAAAAUGAACCGCUCAAGUUAUCCGGAGAUGGCUUAGACCCUUACGCGUUAUACGAUCUUGCCGAGUCUCUGUAUCCAAAGGGAUCGAGAGAAUUGGAUGAACGAAUCGCUAUUGAGCUAAUUCUUUCGAGCGCGAGUAGGUGCCAUCAUUGCGCUUCUAUUCUUUACGACGAAGAGAUAAUGGCUGGGUGGCAACCGGAGGACUCGAAUUUAAACACAGUAUGCCAAUACUGUGAUAAAGCGACAGUACCUCUGCUAACUAUAACCAUAUUAGAUUACAGAUGUGAGGAAAACGAAAAGAAGAGCGAUCCUCUCAUGGGAGCUUUGGUUGAGUUGUUAGAUAAACCGAGAGAAUUAUUGGAACCCAUCACGGUGCCAUAUUUGAAUCCUCUAGUUUUAAGAAAGGAAUUAGAAAGCGUUCUGAGUCAAGAAGGUGACACGUGUCUCACUAAGCAUAGAUUCAUCGAGGAACAUCCGAUUGUGUAUUGGAAUCUCAUAUGGUAUUUCGAAAGGAUUAAUUUAACGAGUCAUCUUCCUGAUCUGUGGCUGAGCAACGAUCAGCAGCAGCAGCAGAAACAAGAAAAGGACGAGAUAAGUUACAUUAGCAGUAGCACAGUAGUAGGCGUCAAGACUAUGUGGGACAAUGAAAGACUGCACAUGGAUCGCCUGCCCAUGUACCUCCAAUGGAAAUUGAAUAUCGCGGACGAUAAAAGCUUAAUGCAAUCAGUAAUUACAUAUGUUCGUCGGAACGACCUAGCAGAACCUAUGAGAAGAGUGGCCUUAGAAAGAAGUAAAAAUCAAUCAUCACCUAAUCAACCGCUAUUUUCUAUAUAUCGAGAUAUUUUGUUUCUGGCAUUUACAGUUUUGGGUAGAGGGAACAUCGACCAAGGUGUCUUCGACAAAGAAUACACCUUAUCUCUAGACAGACUAUCAGAGAAAGAACAAAAGUUGUUAAGUAAAAUUGAUGCUCCUCCAUCGACGAUGUCAGUGUUUUGUAGACAUUAUUUUAAACAGCUGAGUGUGUAAAACCUGGAAGGACUGUACGGAACAAAAACGAUGUAACAUAUUGUGAGAAUGACUAGCGUAUUCGUAAAAGAAGAUAUGAUCAAAGAUUCAUCGAGCCUGAACUUUAAUGCGAGACAAAACGUGUAAAAUGUCAAAAUCGGUAGCAAAUUAUACAUUUAGAUAAGCGUGGUAUGGUUAUCAUUUUCGAAUGUAAAUUGGUAAGAUGAUUACAAUGUUGUUUUUAAAACUAUAGAUCUUUUUUUCAUAUACAUAAAUAUAUAUGUAUAUAUAUAUAUAUAGAGACAGAGAGAGAGAGAGAGAGAGAGAGAAACAAAGGGAGGUAAGAGAGAGUAAAUCAAUAAAAGUCAGUCCAAGAAGCUGGAAAUAUCGAAUCUUCGUUUAUACAAGAACAAACGUUUUCUCAUUUUCAUAUCUAAAAUAACGCAAUUAUUAUUGAUAAUUUUUCUUUAGGUACUAGUUACAUAAAUACACAUUAUACAUACAUACAUAAAUACACAUUAUACAUACAUACAUACAUGCAUACAUAAUACAUACGUAUAUAUUACUUACUUUGUUAUUUACAAUGUGAAUACGCAUAGUUGUACGUGUAAUCGCUAUAAGGAGAAAUCAUCAAGUACCAAAGAAUCUGACUUGAUCUAAAACGUUAUAAAAUUUAGAUGGUUUUAGUUGAUAUCAAUAAACUGACUUUUGAACAUAAAAUUACAUCUUAACACGUCAAGCGCCCUGUCAGUCCCUAGUGAUUGACAGUAUAUUUUUCAGCUUGCGUCAGUUACUGUUGGCGAUAUACAAUUUAAGAAAGUAUAUUCUUCUAUUGAUAAAUUCUAAAUAAUUUGGAGAUCAUAAAGGAAUGUACCUAAAUAUUACUUGUUACCAAAAAAAAUAUUAAUGAAUAUUUUUAAAACACUUAACAACUAAUAAAAUAAUUAACUGCUAAACAGAGAGGCAAGGCAGGCUUGGCGCUUAACGUGUUAAAUAACAUAUUCAUUCGUCAUGACGAAUAUCGAUCGAGCGAUUAUGAUUAAAUUUUCGAAAUGGAACCGUAGCAGAAGCUUCUGAAUUCAAUUUAAGUCCGCUUAAUGCAAUAAAUAAUGUUCAUGUUUGUUACACUUUUAAAUGGAACGACUCGGUAGUGCAUAACCAAAAUAAUUAAGUGAAACAUGCUGUUUAUACUUGUGGUGACAUUAAUAUUAAUUUCUGAUCGUGUAAAAUAGCUCAGGAGGCGUUGCAUUCAAAUUGAUCAAUUAUCUUUUAAUAAUAAUACGAAUAUAAAGAUUAUAUAAAGUGUAAUUCAAUGAUCAUUAUUUGCAAUUAAACAUAAAAUAUAUAUAUAUUUUAAAUUAUA